GACUACACGGCCCUUUCCAUGAGGAUCACGGGUAACGCCCUGUUGUACAUGGCCACCUGCGGAGUGAUCUUCCUCGGGCUGCUGCUGGUCACGGAGAGGGCAUCUGCUGGCGGUUCCGCUCUGUCGGGACUCUGCGGCAGGCUCUCCGUGGGGAGGAGCCUCGGCAAGCUCACCCCGAGGCAGCUCGGGGACGAGGACGAGAUUGACGCAGACGUCCGGGCGGAGAUGGACAGGGUGGCCGGCGGCGGCGCCGACAACGACGUGGUCAAGGUCAAGGGCCUGCGGAAGGUGUAUCCCACGAGCGGAGGCGCCAAGGUUGCCGUGAAGAGCACGUCCCUGGGCAUCCCGCGCGGGGAGUGCUUCGGCCUGCUCGGCAUCAACGGGGCGGGGAAGAGCUCCACCCUCGCAAUCCUCUCAGGGGAACUGCCGCCCACGACGGGAUCGGCUUACCUGAGCGGCUUUGACGUGGGCAAGAACCCCGAGGAGAUCCACCGCCUGGUGGGGUACUGCCCGCAGUUCGACGCUCUGUUCGAGACCCUCACGGGCAGGGAGCACCUCGCCCUCUACGCAUCCAUCAAGGGUAUCCCGGCGGACAAGCGGUCUGCCGCCGUGGACCAAAAGAUCGAGGAGAUGGGGCUCAAGCAGUACGCAGACAGGCCGGCCGGCGGGUACAGCGGCGGUAACAAGCGCAAGCUUUCGGUUGCCAUGGCCAUGAUCGGGGACCCACAGAUCGUGUUCUUGGACGAGCCGAGCACGGGGAUGGACCCCAUGGCGAGGNCGGCCCUCGCCGCCGCGCACGCCCCCGAGCUAGAGGCGGAGGUCUCCCCCACCGGCCGCGGGGCGAGCAUUUACCACGCCAUCGCUAACCAGGGCGGGGUGCCCGUAAGGGACCUGGCGGCUUGGAUUUGCGUGGAGAAGAAGUGCUCGAGGGUGAUUGCCUUUAUGCAGGAGCACUUCGCCGGGGUAGCGUUGCGGGAGAAGCAGAACGCCAAGAUGCGCUUCGAGUUCCCGCCGCAGAAUUGUGUCACGUCCACAACACCUCUGACUGUGUCCCGCUUCGAAAGCUACGGAUUCCAAUUACGUGGGCUAUUUGUUACCUCCAAUUUUGAUAUUAUCGUGCCCCUUGUUUAUGCUCCUUCCGCGGAGGCGGUCGUCAUUGUUCAGGAAGAGCGUGUGUGAUUCCGAGUGAAGUUGAG
Molecule: messenger RNA, 1196 nt
Organism: Ectocarpus sp. CCAP 1310/34
Lineage: Eukaryota; Phaeophyceae; Ectocarpales; Ectocarpaceae
Source: the annotation of a GenBank genome assembly